Molecule: messenger RNA, 882 nt
Organism: Metarhizium brunneum ARSEF 3297
Lineage: Eukaryota; Fungi; Ascomycota; Sordariomycetes; Hypocreales; Clavicipitaceae
Source: RefSeq, a predicted model, not a curated record
AUGAUUCACACUCUCUUGGUCACUGGUCUCAUGGCCGCCGGCGCCUCCGCCCAAGCCCGAUAUGCCUCAGACGGUUUCAAAUACGUCGGCUGCGUCCAGGCCAAGGCCUGCGACUUCCCAGUCAAAAUGGAUCUCGGCGACUCCUUCACCGUCGCUCAGUGCCAGCAGGCCUGUGGCAAGAACGGCUCCUACGCCGCGGCCGGUGUAAACGGCUGCUACUGCGAGGACUCCGUGUCCCGCGGCGCCCCCGAGUACGAGGUGACCGACGACUCGAGUUGCUCCAAGGCCUGCAAGUCGGGCGACGACAAGGCCGGACGCUGCGGCGGACCGAGCCCAGCCGACGGAGAGCAGCUGUACAACCUCUACCAACGGAUUCCCGCGGCCCCGACCGUUCCCAAUGUCACCACGACCCGUCUUGCCGAUAAGCCUGCCGCUGCCGCCGGCGAUGCCACGCCCGCGGCUCUCAAGACGAUUGCCACACACCCCACCGAGGCUGCCAGUACGCCCAGGACCGGAGCCGACGAGCCUCACGCGGCAUCCUUCAGGGAACCUACUCCGUCGGCGGCCGAGUCAAGGGGCGUGGCCUACUCGAACGACACGGCCCCUGCUCCUCCCGCGCCCGCCACUACAGCGUACCGACAAGAAGAGAGCAAGCCGUCUGCGUCUCCUCCAUCCGGCCCUUGCAGGGGGCGCGAAUGCCCGGAGGCAGAGGAGGUACCUUCUGAGUUUACGUCCAAAUUUGCUCCGGGCACUACUGCCAACAACAGCCCCAGCAGCCCCAGCCACUCGGUCAUUGUCAGCGAGGGUCCAUCCCGACCUGCCAGUGUCAUCACAGUAGCCCUGGGUAUGGCGGCUCUUGUUCUCGCCAUGGGAAUGUCUUGA